This is a messenger RNA of Haemonchus placei, 498 nucleotides long. The record is from the annotation of a GenBank genome assembly. NCBI's taxonomy places the organism in Eukaryota, Metazoa, Nematoda, Chromadorea, Rhabditida, Trichostrongylidae.
AUGGACAUGGACCAGAAGCCGUUCGUCGAUUAUGGCAGCUAUUGCUAUCCGACCGCUCAGGAUUUCUCGGCUCGAUCCCAGGUUUCGCCGUAUUUCUACAAUUUUUCCACCAGCACCGCUUCAACUAUGUAUUCACAACAACCAGCUCAUUUUAUGUACCCACAAGCGGCCGCCAGCUCACCGGAAGAUCAAAUGACGACGAAAAUCAUCGAAGGCGGCGAGGUGAAGAUUAAUGGCAAAGGCAAGAAAGUCCGAAAACCGCGUACUAUCUACUCUAGUCAACAAUUACAAACGCUUCAGAAGCGAUUCACCAAGACGCAAUAUUUGGCGCUACCGGAUCGAGCUUCCCUGGCCGCUGAAUUGGGCCUCACACAAACCCAGGUCAGCUGCUUUCGCUUCCCACUAAUCUUGCUCUCGACUAUCAUUUCCUCUCUCAUAUCGAUUCGUUACAAUUGCCUGUCAUUCUGGACGGGUCUCGGGGUUACUGUAGUAACUUGA